AAAAUACGGGGAAGGAUUUACUGGUCUUGUGUUGUGUCGGUCCGGUUUUGGACACCCACCAAGCCGGAACCGGAAUACAUGGGUUUCAGAUAACCUACGCCGUACUACCUAACUUAUGGGCAAACGGUUCCGAGGCUAUUUAUUUUUUAUCCGUCGGUUCCGGUAAUCUACUGACGGUUCAGCCCCAGAGAGUCUCAGAGAAAGCAACCCCUUUGAUUUCUCUCCUCUUUCUUCUACCUUUUUAUUAUUAUUAGUCUGUAAAUUAGUCUGUAAAAAACGGAGAUCCUCUUGAGCGUCCCAUGGAUGCUUCUUCUGUAUUUUUUCAGUGAAUCUCCUCGCUGGAUCUUCCCGGCACAACGAAUUACUGCUAAUGGCGAAAAAUAACAGGGAAGAACCCAGUACAGCUCCACAGGCCGAUCAGUGGUACAACCUAACACUAGGUUCCUCCUUCAAAGAUGAUAGUUCCACCAAGAAAUUCUGCACUUUAAGAUAUGAGUUCAAGCCUGCAUCAAUAGAUAAGAACCAACCAGGGUCUCUUCACAAGAGCAAAGACAACAAGGUAACCGUCGAAUUCCGCAACAAUGUACCUGGAAAACCCAAUGUAACUUUUGAAGGUAGUAGUGAGGAUUACAAAGACAAUGAUGCCGUCCUCUUCUUUGAUGGUAGCACUUUCCGUUUGGAGCGCCUUCAUAGAGCUGUUAAGCGGUUGAGGCAUGUCCGACUACCGGGGGAUUCAUUAAACUCUGCUUUGCCUCUCCCUUCCCCCGCUGUGCCCAAUCAGUAUUCAUCUUCUGUGGAUUUCACUCACGCAUCUCCUUCUCCACUUGGAAAGUCAGUAAACUCACGGACGCCUAAUAAAACCUUUGUUCACCUGCCUGAGUCGGUUGAAGUUGAACAAGUUGAUAUUGGGGGAUCAGAUCCAGAGGAGGGUCUAGGUACAAAAGUUACUACUGAUAGGCCAGUUAUUGAUUAUACAUCUGCUUCACCAAAUCCCUCAACUGUACUGCGACAAGAUCAUAAGAGUGAUGAGAUCGAGGGGCACCUGGAUGUCACUGGCGAUUGUGAUGUUACUGGUAGUAGUCCACAUCAACUGCCUAAAAUUGUUAAUCCUGUUAGUGGACAUGAACAACUGAAGUUUGGGGGGUUUGACAUCAAUCUGCCGAGUCAGAACGAUUCAGACAAUGAAAUUGCUGAUGUAGAUGUUAGCGAUGACGAGCCUGAGAAGGGACCCAAUGCUGCGGAAGCACUGAGGGCACAGGUGAUGAAUGAAGAGGGAGGAGGGCAUAGUACAAGUUCAAGUGACAGCAGUGGUAGUGGAAGGAGCAGUGAUAGUGCAAGCAGCAGUAGCGACAGUGAAGCUAGUGAGGAUGUGUCUAUCACUUCCGACUAAGAAAGAAGCGACAGUGAAGCUAGUGAGGAUGUGUCUAUCACUUGACUAAGAAAAGAAGAUUGGUAAAUGGUGCGUUUUGUUCAUGGUAAUUGCCUAUGGGUGUUAUAUUAGAUCAUAGGACGUGGAGGCUGGUCUGUGAUCCCGAAUGGCUAGAGGCGUGUAAUGGUCAAGCUCAUCUACCUAAGUAGUCAGGUGAACAAAAUCACGUUGGUGAAUGAAAUUGAUUUUUGUAAGAACAUUUGAGUAAUGUGAACAAAAUCACUCAUGCUGAUUGCACGUCGGUGAAUGAGACUGCUUUUGUAAGGACGUUUUAGUAAUGUGAACAAAAUCAAUCAUGCUGAUUGCCAUGGAAAUGCUGGGAUGAUUCCACCCUGCAUUAUAAAAAAACUUGGAUUA
Messenger RNA from Papaver somniferum (opium poppy), 1786 nucleotides. Its product is annotated as ELL-associated factor 2-like. The record is from RefSeq and is a predicted model, not a curated record. Bases 371 to 1390 code for a protein of 339 amino acids. Lineage: Eukaryota; Viridiplantae; Streptophyta; Magnoliopsida; Ranunculales; Papaveraceae. Gene Ontology annotation, cellular component: super elongation complex. Gene Ontology annotation, biological process: regulation of transcription elongation by RNA polymerase II; positive regulation of DNA-templated transcription. Gene Ontology annotation, molecular function: transcription elongation factor activity. The transcript is spliced from 4 exons.